AUGGACUUGAGAGUGGGCAAAAAGUACCGCAUCGGGCGCAAGAUUGGCUCGGGCUCCUUUGGCGACAUCUACCUCGGCACCAACAUCAUCUCGGGCGAGGAGGUGGCCAUCAAGUUGGAAAACACCAAGGCCAAGCACCCGCAGUUGGAGUACGAGGCCAAGGUCUACAAGGCGCUUAGUGGCGGCGUCGGCAUCCCCUUUGUCAGAUGGUACGGCACCGAGUGCGACUACAACGCCAUGGUGAUCGACUUGUUGGGCCCCAGCUUGGAGGACUUGUUCAACUACUGCAACCGCAAGUUCACCUACAAGACGGUCUUGUUGUUGGCCGACCAGUUGAUCUGCCGCAUCGAGUACAUCCACGCGCGCUGCUUUAUCCACCGUGACAUCAAACCCGACAACUUCCUCAUGGGCAUUGGCAGGAGAGGCUCGCAGGUUAACGUGAUUGACUUUGGGUUGGCGAAAAAAUACCGCGAUCCAAGAACUCAUUUACAUAUCCCUUAUAGGGAGAAUAAGAACUUGACCGGUACUGCGAGAUACGCCAGCGUUAACACCCAUUUGGGCAUCGAGCAGAGCAGAAGAGACGACUUGGAAAGCUUGGGGUAUGUCUUGAUCUACUUUUGCCGCGGCUCGUUGCCUUGGCAGGGCUUGAAAGCUGCAACAAAGAGACAAAAGUACGAUCGAAUCAUGGAAAAGAAAAUGACCACCCCCAACAAUAUCUUGUGCAAAGGCUUGCCCUCGGAGUUUUUGGAUUACAUGAAUUACAUCAAGACGUUGAGAUUUGACGAUAAGCCCGAUUAUGCCUAUUUGAGGAAAUUGUUUAGAGAUUUGUUUAAAAAGGAGAAUUACCGUUAUGACUAUGUUUUCGACUGGACUUUGUACAAGUUUCAACAAGAAAAACAAAGAGCUCAGGGCAACAAGGCCAUCGAAGGUGAACAGCUGCAACAACAAGCCCAGCUGCAACAACAAGCCCAGCAACAGCAACAGCAACAAGCCCAGCAACAGCAACAGCAACAACUGGGUCAACAAAUGCAAAAUGAGGAACUGUCCCAACAACAACAACAACAACAACAACAGCAAAAGUCUGCGCAACAGUUGGCUGACCAACGUUACCAGAACCAAAAGGCCGUCUACACCCCAAACCUAAACUACUCCAGCAACUACCAGGAAAAACCCAAGGUUCCCCAACAACAACAAAAUCAAGGUAACCCAGCAUGGCUUUAG
Lodderomyces beijingensis is the source of this 1221-nucleotide messenger RNA. Lineage: Eukaryota; Fungi; Ascomycota; Pichiomycetes; Serinales; Debaryomycetaceae. The record is from the annotation of a GenBank genome assembly.